Molecule: messenger RNA, 454 nt
Organism: Racocetra persica
Lineage: Eukaryota; Fungi; Glomeromycota; Glomeromycetes; Diversisporales; Gigasporaceae
Source: the annotation of a GenBank genome assembly
UAUGUUUGAUAUUAGAGAGUCAUCUAUGUUAUAUUUCUUAAAUGCUUCGCAGAUUUUAAUCAGACGAUCACAGGUAAUGACACAAACAGGACAUGAAAACAGAAAAGUGAGUAGUACUACUGGAGGCACUGAUAACGCUGAUGAAGAUAAUGAAGAGGGUGGAAACAUUGUAGUUGUAAGCACAAAGAAAGAAGCAGCGGACAAAAACGCGGAGGAGGCAGUAGCAGAUGAAAGUGCAAAGGAAGCGAUAGAAGACAAAAACACAGAGAAGGCAGUGGACGAAGGUACAGAGGAGGUAGCGGAUGAAGGUACAGAGGAGGUAGCGGAUGAAGGUACAGAGGAGGUAGCAGAUGAAGGUACAGAGGAGGUAGCGGAUGAAGGUACAGAGAAGACAACGAAUAUAGAUACAGAGGAGGUAGCAGCGGAAAAAGCCUUAACUAGAAAUAGCAGAUAA